Messenger RNA from Vigna umbellata (rice bean), 877 nucleotides. RefSeq lists its product as uncharacterized. The record is from RefSeq and is a predicted model, not a curated record. Lineage: Eukaryota; Viridiplantae; Streptophyta; Magnoliopsida; Fabales; Fabaceae.
UCCACAAGAAAAGAACUGCAGAAAUGGAAGACAUGAUGAAAAGCAAACACCUUGUGAUAUUGGGGAUGAUUGGAGUUUUAGUGUUUUGGAGUGAUGUUGUUGUAGGGCAGUGCGCUGACAUGAAGGGCCUCAUAAAGCAAUGUGGCGUGUAUGUUGUGAAGUCUGGUCCACCGAUGAAUCCCUCGAGAAAGUGUUGUGAAGAGAUAAAGAAUGCAGAUGUUGAAUGUGUGUGUAAGAACUUAUCCAACCAAAUGCUGCACCUUAUUGAUAUGCAGAAGCUGCAUCAUGUCGCAGACUCAUGUGGAAGGCCAAUAACCAAGUGUGGAGAUGAAGAUGAAGUUGAAGUUGCAGAUGGACCUAAAACUGAUGAUAUAAACUGGCCUCCACAAUUUAUGGAAUCCGAAGAUCCACCUAAAACUGAUGAUAGAACACCUCCAGAAUUUAUGGAAUCCGAAGAUCCACCUAAAUCUGAUGAUAGAACACCUCCAGAAUUUAUGGAAUCCGAAGAUCCACCUAAAACUGAUGAUAGAACACCUCCAGAAUUUAUGGAAUCCGAAGUUCCACCUAAGAAGCAAUCAACUCGAAGGCUUUCACCCAUAGUUCCAGCUAAAUCGAAUUUGAAGUCAUCUCCUAAGUUCAUGGAAACUGCAGAUCCACCGUCUGAUACUGAUUAAUCUUCUUUCUUUUCUUUUGCAGCUCUGUUACCUUCCCAAUGGACCAACUUAUUAUGCCUCUAUCAUCUCUUUUGUAACCUCGUACGCUUUAAUUAUUAUUACUAUAGAAUAAGUCAAAUACACCAAUGUAAUCUUGUAUCACUUUCAUCUUAUAUAUCAACAAUCAUCAUAAUUAUCUAUAACACUAAUGUCAAUUUGGAUUC